Molecule: messenger RNA, 2078 nt
Organism: Drosophila erecta
Lineage: Eukaryota; Metazoa; Arthropoda; Insecta; Diptera; Drosophilidae
Gene: tun
Product: protein N-terminal glutamine amidohydrolase
Exons: 7
Coding region: 1227-1844 (205 amino acids)
Cellular component (GO): nucleus; cytosol
Molecular function (GO): protein-N-terminal asparagine amidohydrolase activity; protein-N-terminal glutamine amidohydrolase activity
Source: RefSeq, a predicted model, not a curated record
CAGUAAAGCUGCUAAAACAGGUAGAUACAAAUUGAAGCAGCUUACAUACACACACCAAAAUCAAAGGCGCACUUGGCUGGAAUUCUGGCGCGCCCCAACGUGGGUCACACUGUGCGAACUCGGGAACGCGUACACAACACACGGAGCGGAGUGAGCCGAGCAAAGAAAACAGGGGGAAAAGCGGAAAAGCCACCACCAGAACCAGAGCGUGGAAGGGAAAAGCAAAAGCUAGCAGAGGUCCACCGAAUAACGCACGCAGCCCGCAGCCUCCGAGCUCCAAGGAAAUCCUGAGCACACGCGUCCGCCUGCAGCUGCUCCCAGAUACAGAUCCAGAUACAAAGACUCUGCUUCGCUGAGUGCGUGUUGCCCCAGGCUCCGUCACCUGGUCAGCCCCCAGCCGCCAGCCCCCAGCCCCCAUCGUCGGCUGCAGUGCAACAGAAAAUCUGCGGGGGAUGAGCGCGUUUGUUUUCGGGCAGGUGUGCGAUCCCGAAGCGAUUGAGUAGCUGAAAGGAGUAGCUGCUGGGCAGCAGCCAGGGAUAACGCUGCAUCCCAAACAUCCUUGCUGAGCUGCUGAGCUGCUGGGCUCCUCAGCAUAAUUUGAAUCGCAAAAAUCGAAACGGAGCCAAGCGAAACGAAUCCAAACGAAACGAAGCGACGCGAAAACGAGAAAUCGGCUCCUUUGCGAGAGAGCCCCAGUGCAUGUGUAUGUGUAAGUGUGAGUGUGUGCGUCGGUGUGUGUGCGCCCGUGUGGCAGUGUGUGCGUGAGCAGCAUCCUGGAAGCCAGAAAAAGACAGGAGAAAUAACAAAAAUAUAAAAACAGAGGGGCCAUCACCGCAUCAGUUCGCAUCAGUCCGCAUCAGUUCGCAUCGGAUCGCAUCGCAGCCUCCCUGGGAAUGGAGGAAUGACGCUGAGUAGGUGCCAGUGCCACGAGCAGGAUCGGAAUAGGGAUUAGCCAGCGUCCAGCAUCCUCCGAUGCCACCGCAUAGACAUAGAUACAGACUACAGAUACGGAUACACACAACCUGCUUUUGUCCAGGCAGCGGCGCAUAAUGCAGUGAUUAUCUACCGCUCGCCUCGUCUCGUGCAAUCUCCCAGUCCCAGUGACAGUUAGCUCCAGCUCCAUAUCCGUCUCCAUAUCCUCCCCGGCAAUCCACCCACAGCCCCAGCCGCAGCCACAACGGCAAUAGAGCAACAGACCAGCAUCGCAGAUCCCGAAGCGCAGCAAGAUGACCACGGACUUCCUCUUCCCCAAAAUAGCGGACUGCUCCUACGUGUCCUGCUACUGCGAGGAGAACGUAUGGAAGCUCUGCGAGCAGGUGAAGCGGACGCGACCGGAGGAGCUGUCCAAGUGCUACGCUGUCUUCGUCUCCAACGAGGGUCGCACCGUGCCCCUUUGGCGCCAGAAGGCAGGACGUGGCGAUGAUCAAGUUGUGAUAUGGGACUACCACGUCUUCUUCAUACACAAUCCCUUGCUGAAUCGCUGUUUGGUGUUUGAUCUGGACACCACACUGCCCUUUCCCACAUAUUUCCACAAGUACGUGACGGAGACGUUCCGCUCCGAUCUGGCCCUGCGUCCGGAGCACCACAGAUUCUUCAGAGUCAUACCCGCAGACACAUAUCUCAUUGAGUUCUCGUCGGAUCGGCGUCACAUGCGUCGGCCGGAUGGCAGUUGGAUCAAGCCACCGCCCUCCUAUCCACCAAUACUGUCCAACUCGAACAUGCACUGUCUAGGGGACUUCAUCUGCAUGAGUGCAGGAAAAGGUCCUGGAGCGGUAUACAGUCUGUCGGAGUUCGUGCAAAACUUCUACAAGUCGCCACAUGUGAUGGCGCAGAACAACAAGUAGAUGGAGGGCCAGAGAAUCCUGGUUAGGGGAUCUAGAAUGCCGGAUCGUGCGUCCGAUGCAUCCAACAGCCCACAGAUGCAGAACGCAUCCAGCAACUCAACCGCAUCCAAAUGCAAAUACAAAUCCGUAUCGAAUCGUUUUGUCGUUGUCGUUACCAGACAGUUAAUUACCAAUUGCAUACAUAUACAUACAUACAUAUACACGCGAACAUAUAAAUAUAUUUAUGAUAAUGUA